AUGUCCUAUGAAGAUAAUAACAUUAAGAAAGCAAGAAUCAAGCUGGAAAAGCAGGUGAAGUUAUGCUACACGUUCGAUAUCCGCCGUUGCGAAAACGGUGGGUUGUUAAAAUAUAACGGCGACGAACAGGGCAUUGUGUGCGAAUGCACACCAAACUAUAGUGGGGAAAAAUGCGAGAAAGCGAAAUCCGUGUCGUUCAUUUCAACGGUAUUGGCAUGGAUCCGCGAUUCGGACGUAAGCUGGGGCAUACCGAUGAAUUGGUGGUGCAUCAUUCCGUUUACUUCGGGACGCCAGUUGGCGACCGUUUACGCAUAUCAUCAAAGGGUAUUGAAAAGCUUAGAUGACGGGUUUUAUAGUCCCGGCAGUGAGGCAAACGAACUGGACAUCGACGGGAGAUUAUUGCCACGUUCGCGUCCACUAAUGUGUCCAAACGACAAAAAUUUAUCGCCGCUAAAUACAUUGUAUACCGAGAUUUUUGAACGUAAAUCCGGCCAGUUCAAACCAGAUCUAAAAAAUCGAAAUUUACUAUUUCAAGCUUUUUAUCAGUAUUUCAUUUUGCAAUUUUUCGACUCCAAUUCCAACUUAACGGUAACGGCUUCCCAACUAUACGGCAAUGACGCAGAGUCGGAAAGAUCGUUGAGAUCGUUCUCUGGUGGUAAACUCAAGACACUGUACAUUAAUAACGAACAUUAUGCACCUUAUAUGUCAUCGAUACUACGCUCAAACGUAUACUUAAAAGAAUUCCUCGAAACAACGGACGUCUCGGUCGAUUGCGUUUCGACCUUUUCAUUCUCAUUCAGCAGAAUGUGGAAGCCAAAGAUGUUGAGCUUGAGCCCAAUGCUUUAUGCAAUAUCGACACUUUGGGUCCGUGAACACAACCGCGUGUGUGAUAUGCUGUCACUGAUGUCGUCUUCGAAAGGGACAGAUGAAGAUAUCUACAAGACUGCUAGAAAGGUUGUCACCGGUCAGAUGAUGACAAUAAUGAUGAACGAAAUCUUAAAUAUGCAUACAGGAUACGCGUAUCCAUUAAAGCUCCGUCCGGAAGUUUAUCACCACCGAAUUCAAAACAUCAGUAGUUCCACCACACCAAUUGAACUAGUUUUGAUUAUGGCCAUGUCUAGUCUACCGGAACAGUUUAAUAAUGCUCCUAUGAGUUCGAUGUUCUUUGGUAACAGCAAACAAGUGUUGGAAGAGGGCUUAAAAAAUACGCUGCAGUUCAUGAUCAGCGAACCUAUGGGCAGGAUCUCGGCUCACAACGACGGGUUUUCGACGAAACCGUUGACUAAGACCUUGAUGAAGCUAUCCCGAGAACAUGCCGUGCAGAGUUUUAAUAACUAUCGGAGACGAUUCGGGCUGCCUGCGUACGAUAGCUUUUUCCAGCUAACCAAAAACUGGGAAACCGCUAAUGAAUUGAAAAAUUUGUACCAAAGCGUCGAUGAUGUGGAGUUAUUGACCGGCGUGUUGACAGAAGGGUCGAGAAAGGCUCUCCCCACAUCGACAAUCAUGACUCAGAGUUUCAUUAUAAAUGCUAUUUUGACCAAUAACCUCACGAGUGAACUUUCGUGGAAACCGAAUACUUUCGGUGGAGAUGGUCUCUUCAGCUUGGUAAAGGGCACCACAUUGAGGUCGUUUUGGUCGAUCGCUAUUCAUUCAAUUAAAAUCGCGGACAGGCCUUUUCAGCUAACCGUUGAAAAUUAUAAUUUGUCAAUCUACUGUCAACUUCGAUCAUCAAAUGCCAAGAGCCCAAGACUAUUACUUAAAUAUGACCAAAUUCAAGAUAAAUAA
This is a messenger RNA of Rhopalosiphum maidis (corn leaf aphid), 1785 nucleotides long. RefSeq names its product prostaglandin G/H synthase 1-like. The transcript is spliced from 9 exons. Gene Ontology annotation, cellular component: neuron projection; cytoplasm. Gene Ontology annotation, biological process: response to oxidative stress; cyclooxygenase pathway. The record is from RefSeq and is a predicted model, not a curated record. Gene Ontology annotation, molecular function: heme binding; prostaglandin-endoperoxide synthase activity; peroxidase activity. Bases 1 to 1785 code for a protein of 594 amino acids. NCBI's taxonomy places the organism in Eukaryota, Metazoa, Arthropoda, Insecta, Hemiptera, Aphididae.